CCUUUUGUGCUAGGCCUCAUCAACAAGACUUUAUUGUUCCAGGCGGCGGUUGGGAGGGUUGUUGUUGAUUGAAGAUGGCGGCGGCGGCCGAGCCCGAGUCCGAGCCCGAGCCGGGCCCCGGGAAGAAGCGGCGGAUCCGGGGGAUGCUCAAACUUUACUACGGCCUGAACGAGGGCUCCCGGGAGCCGCUCGACCCCGCGGACAUCGACGGGGCCCACUUCCAGCCCGAGUUUUACCUCAAUAAGCUCAGGAAGGAGUGCACACUGGCAGAACUGAUGGAAAGUGAGGCUGAGAUGGUGAAACACAUCCGAGCCCUGGACAGCGACAUGCAGACUCUGGUCUACGAAAACUACAACAAGUUUAUCUCUGCCACAGACACCAUCAGGAAGAUGAAGAACGACUUCAAAAAGAUGGAGGAUGAGAUGGAUUGCCUGGCGACCAACAUGGCCGCCAUCACAGAAUUCAGCGCACGCAUUAGCCACACGCUGCAGGACCAGCAUCAGCAGAUCACCAAACUCUCAGGUUUGUGCUGCCGCUGUCUUUUGUCAAAAAAAAAGCCGCGUUUAAAAUCGCUGUGGCACACCCCCCCCCCCCCUUCCCCAAUUCUGUGCAGUGUCCUAUUCGUGGAACAGUUAGGAGGAGGCUGUUCUGCUUGUUGGAUACCCAAGAGCGCCUCCUGCUGCCUCCAUCCUAUCCCUGUAAACUCCGCCGUUUGGAUGUUUGUCCAGUUCCCCUUUGCAAGCUGCGAAACCGCCCAUGCUGCCCUUCUUAAGGCAGCAGGUUUAUGCGCGAUGGCGUUGUCUGUACUUCAGACUAGGCACUUCUUAUCGGUGUGUUGUGUUUCCGGCUGCAGGGACACCGGUUCAAGUGCCAAGGAGCUGGCAGAGUGUGUGGAGCUGUUACUGCAGCUGGGCGAGCCGGCAGAUGAGCUGUGCGACGAGUUCCUGGCGCAUGCCCGCUCCCGGCUGGAGGAGGACCUGUCUGCGCUGGAGGUGGAGUUGGGUCAGCCUGGCCCCCUCCCUGGGGUGGCGGCGCCCCUCUCUGACAUCCUGGAGUUCACUGACAAGGGCUGCAACGGUUUCGUCAGCGACACGUGCCUGGUCAUCGCCUCCUACCAGGACCUCUUUGUCCACCGGCCAGCGGCCGGAGGUCUGGCCAGCCCAGACGUGGCGCAGAUGGCUGGAGCCAAGCUGGUGGAGUUUGUGGACCAGCUGAUGGACCGUUACUUCGGCCUGGUGGAGCGGCGCAUCCGGGCGGAGAAGGGGGUGGGAGACAGCUCGCUGCUGGUGCGUGGCCUGGACCGAUUCCACCGGCGGCUACAGGCCGUGGUCAAGCUGCUGCCUGAUUUGCAGGCGGCCACCGCGGGCACGGAGAUCGUGGUGCGUGCAGCCCAGGAACGGCUCCGCCAAUACCUGCAGGCCCUGCAGAGCUUCUACGCCGACUGCCUGACCGACGUGCGCCAGUCACUGGCCGCCCCCCGCCUCCUGGGAAAGGACGGCGCCAACCUGGCCGAGCUCCUGGCCUCCGUCUCGGCCUCCAUCCUCAACCAGGUCAAGUCGGUGCUGGCCUAUGUCCACCUGUUCACCGCCAAGGACGUCACCUUCUCCAGCAAGGCCUACUUCAAGGGGGAGUUCUGCAGCCAGGGCGUCCGCGAGGGCCUCAUCGUCAACUUCAUCAAGUACAUGUGCCACACGGCCCGUCAGUUCUGCGAGACGGCGGGUGAGAAGGGGGCCACGCCCCCGGGUCUCCUCCUGCUGCUGUCCCGCCUCUGCCUGGAUUAUGAGACGUCCACCAUCAGCUACAUCCUGACCCUGACAGACGAGCAGUUCCUGGGGCAGGACCAUUCCCCCGUCACGUUGGUGACCGUGCUGUGUGCCGAUGCGCGGGAGGCCGCACAGAAACUGCUGAAUCACUACGUGAAGGUGCAGGGCCUGAAUGUGUCGCAGAUGCUGCGGAAGAGCGUGGAGACCCGUGACUGGCUCAACACCAUCGAGCCCCGCAACGUGCGAGCCGUGAUGAAGAGGGUGGUGGAGGACAUAACCUCCAUUGACGUGCAGGUCGGUUUGUUGUACGAGGAAGGAGUGAGGAAGGCACACAGCAGCGACUCCAGCAAGAGAACCUUCUCCGUGUAUAGCAGCUCCCGUCAGCAAGCACGCUAUGCCCCGAGCUACACCCCCAGUGCUCCUAUGGACACCAACCUCCUGAGUAACAUCCAGAAGCUCUUCUCUGAGAGGAUAGACAUCUUCAGCCCCGUCGAGUUCAACAAGGUCUCCGUGCUGACAGGAAUCAUCAAGAUCAGCCUGAAGACCUUCCUGGAGUGCGUGCGCCUCCGCUCGUUCGGCCGCUAUGGGUUGCAGCAGAUCCAGGUCGACUGUCAGUACCUGCAGCUGUACCUGUGGCGCUUCGUCUCGGACGAGAACCUGGUGCACUUCCUGCUGGACGAGAUUGUCGCCAGCACCGCCCACCGCUGCCUGGACCCCGUCACCAUGGAGCAGAGCGUCAUCGAGGUCAUCUGCGAGAGGGGCUAGCGAAGCAGUCGGGGAGUGGGAGGGACGCUGACUCAGCCUGUGGGCUUGUGAAUCGGUCUCGUGGGGGAGCGUGUCGCUGUGGGACAGAUCGGCGCCAGGAGAAUCAGAUACUGCUUCAAUCCACUUAUUACUCCCCCCAUAUUAGAUAGGUACGUCAGAAACGAGAACAGGAAUAGGCCAUUUCUCUUCUCGAGCCAUGUUCUGCUCUUCAGUACUUGUUGUCAAUUUCCCAACCCUAUCGCUUGGUCCUCCAUGUGGCCAGAAUUAUAUUGAUCUCGACUUGACUAUACCUGAGAGGCUGAGUAUCUACAGUCUCUCUCUCUCUCGUGCAUCACUUUUCCAGUGUCAAAGUUUCCAGUCUUCACCGUCCAUGGCCUCGGGGGCUCGUGUGAUUGGCUUGAAUCUGUGCUGAGAGUCGUCCUGCAGCUCACUGUCCCUCCCCUAUCAUUUCUGGGAUGGUGUGUUUAAAAUUUGCAAAUAAAUAUGUAUAUAUAUUCUAUACGGUGGGGAAUUAAAUUACACAUCUGUCAGAAUAAAAUGUUUGCCUUGCAAA
Molecule: messenger RNA, 3081 nt
Organism: Rhincodon typus (whale shark)
Lineage: Eukaryota; Metazoa; Chordata; Chondrichthyes; Orectolobiformes; Rhincodontidae
Gene: vps51
Product: VPS51 subunit of GARP complex
Exons: 9
Coding region: 75-2528 (817 amino acids)
Biological process (GO): lysosomal transport; endocytic recycling; Golgi vesicle transport
Cellular component (GO): GARP complex; EARP complex; membrane
Source: RefSeq, a predicted model, not a curated record